GAGAAGAUAAGGGCUCAGCGAUCGCACGAGAGGGUGCUGUUUUUUCAUCCGCGCAGCCGGUCGUUGCCACCUCGCAGGUGGUACAAAAAAGCGCAGCACGACCAGGAGCUUCUGCCUCUCCCCGAGGAUACGACCCUCCACCUGCACGGUCUAUGCCUGAGUUGGUGUCCUCCGCGCCCGUGCUCGGUGAUGACGAUUUUGGCGCUGCGCUGUUGGAUGUCUUUCAAGCCGGUGGAGACGAUUUGUAUGCGGGAUCGGACGAUGAGGAGGUUGAUGCGGAGGGUGCGGCUCCGGCUGCGGACCACGAAGUCGUUUCUGUGGUAUCUCAACAAGAUGCUGCAUCAAUAACUCCAAGCACCGCGGAGAAACGGAUGGAGGCAGCCGCGGAUCAUCGGGCAGCGCAGAGUAGUCGUGGUUCGAAACAAGAGUCACCUGCUACUCCCGGUGUUGCGGGGGCGCCGGUGUCCUCGGCUCCGGAAGCAAGAGGAGCUGCCUCGUCGGAAUCGAGCGGAGGUGGCGGGCCCGCGAGUCGGACAGAGGAAAAGCUUUCCGGCGUUGCCAGCACUUCUGUUACAAAAGAAGCGGCAACAGCAAGAAGCAAAGAUACCAUCGUGAAGGUGAAAGGUACAACACUUACAGCUGCACCUUCUGGAGCAUCUCCCUCCGCCGGAGCUGCAGCUCAACCGAAGGGAUCAAAAUCCUCAUCCACUGCUAGCACUGUACAAGUGGCGCAGAAGGAGCGAACCACCAUUAGUACUACACAGCGCCAGCAGCUGCGGGAAAAUCACGGAAAGAACAAAGCCACCCCGAACGCGCAGCCAAACACAAACGCAAUCAUUUUUCUGCCCACAGCCGAUAUCAAGCUGAUCGAGGAACAGGGCAAGGAACUUGCGAAAACCGACAAGGAAUUAACGCCGGCCUACGCCUGGUUGGUCGACGAAGUACUAAAGAAAACGACGACGCUGAGUCCGGACGCGGCUUCGUUGGUGAACGACUACGACAAAUUGAUUGCCUCCAACGACAAGCUGGAAAUUGCGACGGGGAACUUGCUGGUGCAAAAAGUGCUGCAGCACGAGGAAAUUGUGAAGCGGAAGGACCAGCUGAUCAACCUGGCGGCACUUUACCAACCGCUGGUCGAUGACUAUCCGAACGGUUUCUGGCAGGGAGCGGGUGCCACUGCGGGUGCGGCCGCUGUGUCUACUUCCGGCGGUGAAGGAGAUUCGCUCGUCAAUUCUCCAGAGUUGAGGAAGGUCGUGCAAAAUUUCGCGGAAGAGCUGCUGAAAGACUUGAGAAAAAUAAACGCUGGGACAAGUGAAGAUCUUGGUAAGAAUUCGGCAGCAGGACGAGCCUCCUCUUCAUCCUCUGCACUGCAAGAAGGAUUGCAUCACAAAAAGCACCAUGAACUACUACAUCAGAAGAGGAAGCUCCAUAAGCAGAAGCGGCGCCUGUCGCUGGCAAAGGUGAUGCGCAGAGAUUUGAAAACAGAGCUCGCCACCCCGACGAUCGGGCAGCAGCGGUCCAGGCUGAAGGAGGUGUUUGCCUCGAAUAUCGCGAAUCCCGUCUCGACGUCCGAGUUCAUCAAGAAAUUUCAGACUUCCGAAAAGCUCCGGGCCGUCUUCGAACAGGAAUUCGAGUCCGAUAAAGAGAACGCGCAGGACCUCGAAGAUUCCUCGCCCGGCAGCGGGAAAAAGUUGCUGGACCCCCUGCGGCAGAACAAAUCCAACAUGCUGAUUUUGUCCCUAAUGCUGGACUUGAUCGACGGCCUGGAUACGACAGCCCCAGGAGGUCUGAUCGACGAGAAGAGCAAGCAAAUUCUGAAAUUCGCGGUGAUGCGGGUCUUGUACGGGCUGUGGGCGACGGUGUUGUUCGCCAUUUUUGACAAGUCCACGGCGAUGCCGCUGCGGACGAAGCGGGUCUUCUGGAUUGCAUAUCUGUGCCGCUUCAAGAACAUGCCGGACUCCAGCGACGCCUGGCGGUUUCUGCGCUGGGUCACGCGCAUCCCGUACCUAGGUGUGGAGGAGCGGAGUGAGGGAAAGGAUAUGAAGGACAUGUUGGCCGGGCUGGCAAUCGGGUCGGGAACUGGUGCUAGUUCGGCGAGCUCGUCUGCUUUGCAAGAAGCGGUACUAGCUCACGGGACCGAAGAGGCGAGAACGGCAGAUUCAUCUUCAGGGUGGGGACACGAUCACAUCAGCAACCCGCACACGAGAGACGACCACAUCAGCAACCAACACAAGCAACAGAGGCACGAAAUAAAUCAAGUGCACCAGCACCACCACGAUCCGAAGCACGACUCGUAUGAGGAGCUUGCGGAAUCGUUUCUUUUGAAGCGGCAGCACAAGGAAAGCGAAUAUGUCGGAGGUAAUUAUGAUCCGGAGCUCGCAAGUAGAACUCCAUCUCCAACACAAAUUUCCUCCUCUUUCGUCGAACAACACCAUCAUAAAACCACGAACAAGCGGCUUGCUUCCUUCGCAGAUGACGGUCCAAAGCGCACCGAUCCGGUGCAGCGCUGCGGUGCGAACUGCCACUCGACCGACGUAAGCGAAACGCCGGAGGACAUCAGGGAGCACAGCGCCCACGCGUUGUUGCUACAGCUGAAGCCCGUCACGAACUGCGAGUUGGACGAAGGGCAGACUGAUGAUGGGUCAUCUAACGAGAAUGUUUUUUACGCGGGCGACGGGGACGACUUCACCAACAGGGUGUUUUACUACACGGAGCUGUUGAAGAAAAUUGCAGCAGGAAAUGGCAAAAGUAAAAAGCAGCAGCUCCCCCUCUUCCCGAAGAGCAGAACUACUGCAUCUUCAGGGGGGAUAAAUAGCCCAAUAAAUAACUUCGAUAAACAAGGAUUCGACGCAAAUGCCCUCGCGUCGCAGUUGUCCACCGCCUUCACGUUGUUGCCGGAAGAAACGCGAACGCAGCUGCACGCGAAGCUGGAACAGAACGCGUUCUCGUCGGAGAACGCCCCGAAUGGGCAGCGCGAGGUGGACAAAAUUUUUCCGUACGCGAUCGAGCUCUGUUUGCACGAUGAUAGCGAGAUGGCCAGUUUGAAGGAAGUUUUGGAGACAAAGCGCGCGGAACUGCUCUCCGGGGAGCAAUUGGAUAAAAAUAACGCCAGUGCCUCUAGUACAACGCGGACUUUCCGGCCGGGUGACGCCGUGCUGAUGUGCGGAAUUCCGACGGAGAAGGCGAGCUACGCGUCCGAGGAGAACCAGAGGGCGGGGAGCAAACUGAAUAACAACCAAGCACAGCUCCGGAUAUCAAAUGUAAAAAUGUCUGGGUCUGGAAGAACGCAACUUGUCAUGCUAAAUCUGAAGCAUGCAAAAAUCUGUGUUGCAUGAUUACCAAAAGUCGUCCAGUUUUGACCAAGUCGGGAGGCAGUUUCUGAUGCAGGAUAGGCAUGAGAAAGAUCGCACAGAAUCUGUCAUGUUAGGUCCUGCAUUCCAGACCUCAUGGGUCAUGGAAAAGCUGCAUGACAAGUCGCGCAUUCUUCCAGACCCAGACAUUUUUACAUUUGAUACCGGAGGUGGAACGACAAAGAAGGGGAAGAUGGGAUGUGGGAGGUAGCCGUGGCUGCGGGGAGCGACGCCGGAGGGAAAACAGGCGACAGUGGAGACGAAACGGGGUUACUCCCUUUGUCCUCCUCUUCUUUCGCCGAAGAAUCUUCACUCUUGGAUGCAAGUACAAGAACGUCGAAGAAGAACAAGCUGGACCAUUAUCUGGUUCUCCCCGAUUUUUUAUACUCCGUCACUCCGGAAUUGGAGCACGACUUCGCGGACCCCUGCGCGGUCGUGGACCCUGCCAGGGGGUUUUCGGAGUUGCAGAUCCAACAGCAAGAAAAUCUACAAGGUUCUGCUGGAGAGAAGCCGGACGAGGAUAAAAAGGCCGAUGAAAAGGAAGAUCAAAAGAACAGACAAAGCGGUUCGUCGGCUGAUAGCGUGCAAAACCCUUCCCCGGUAAAGUACUCCCCGACAGAUUCAGACGCGGAGAAGCUGGAGAAGGCGGAGCAGGAGAUCACUCACUUGAAGAACGCUCACGCGCGGGAGCUGAAAAGGAUUUACGACGACCAGAAAGACCAGGCCGGCGCUGGAGGUGCAUCAUCUUCUGCGUUCGGUGGUACUUAUAGCGGAGGUGGCUCGAAGAACCCGGCGGUGAAAUUUGAUCCCACUACCGGCGACGUGAACGAGGGCAAUUGCCAGCCGCCGACGAAGGAUUACGAGUCGUACGCGCAAGACGUGGAGACGACGCUGGAAACCGGGGCAAAAAAGGCGAUCGAGGCGCUGGAGACGAUGGAUAUCAAAUGUAAAAAUGUCUGGGUCUGGAUUAAGAAUGCAACUUGUCAUGCUAAAUCUGAAGCAUGCAAAAAUCUGUGUUGCAUGAUUACCAAAAGUCGUCUAGUUUUGACCAAGUCGGGAGGGAGUUUCUCAUGCAGGAUAGGCAUGAGAGAGAUCGCACAGAAUCUGUCAUGCUAGGUCCUGCAUUCCAGGCCUCAUGGGUCAUGGAAAAGCUGCAUGACAAAUCGCGCACUCUUCCAGACCCAGACACUUUUGCAUUUGAAGAUAAUGGAGGAUUUGAUGCGAAAGUUUCAACACUUCGCGGACCAGCUGGCGGAGGAGGAGAAGAAGGCGCGGCUGGACAUGCUGAAUCCAAAGGGGGAAAAGCAAUCCACCAAGUCGGCGGCCGCGUUCGCGAAGAAACAGAUCGCGAGCAUGCGGCAGAUAUCAAAUGUAAAAAUGUCUGGGUCUGGAAGAUUGCCAGGUUUGUCAUGCACAUUUUGCAUGACUCCUGCUGUCUGUGAUGCUUGCCCUAGCAUCACAGACUUCGUGAGGGCUUCCUGAGGCCUAUACCGCACGACAAAUGCUCUGUCCGUCUAGCAAAACUUGGACUCUCUUUGCUGCUCAUGCAAUACAGAUUUUUUUAGAAUCCAAAAUCAGCAUGACAAUGUGGAUUCUUCCAGACCCAGACAUUUUUACAGUUGAUAGCAGAGCCUCAUUUUCGAACCCGAACUAGCGGUCACGCCGGACGAGCAAAGUAGCGCGAUGCUCGAAGUCCUUUCGAACACCGACGAGCUGCAGCAGCCGGCGCUGCUGGACGGAUACGAAAACGAUUUGCUUUAUUUGUGAAGAAGAGAUAACUUGAUAGCUAAAGCUAAUAGGCCACAGCGCAUGAAAUGCGAAUUGCUACACGUAUGAAAUAUUUCAGUGGCGCAGGAACAUUAACU
Amoebophrya sp. A120 is the source of this 5215-nucleotide messenger RNA. The record is from the annotation of a GenBank genome assembly. NCBI's taxonomy places the organism in Eukaryota, Dinophyceae, Syndiniales, Amoebophryaceae.